Messenger RNA from Porites evermanni, 1104 nucleotides. Lineage: Eukaryota; Metazoa; Cnidaria; Anthozoa; Scleractinia; Poritidae. The record is from the annotation of a GenBank genome assembly.
AUGAACAUAAGCAGGAGGUACGUUUGGCUUCUUGCCAUCUUGAUUGGUUCAUUCUUUGGUUACUUGGUAUUCAAAUCACGCUACACAACUCCUUAUUUAUCCAAACUUCAGGCCGGUCAAAAUCAUGGUGGAGCGAAGACUGUGAACGCCACGAAAAGUGUUGCUACCAGCACUAUACAAGUCAUUGUAACUACGAAAAUUCCUGGUGAUGAACGUCUCCAAAUCGGCCAUUAUGUUUCUAGACUUAACUCUUCCAUAAUUGGAAAAGAGUUCAACUUUGAUGAUUCAACUCUAGCUGUGGUAAGGAGAGUUCUUCGGGAUCAAACCUUCAAGCGAAAGCCAAUCGAGUCCGUUGAUGCCAAGACGCCAUUUUUUGAUCUCGUGACUCCUGUAACCGGGUGUUCGAGUAACCACUACGGCGAAUUCAAACCGCACAUAGAAGAUUUUAGAAAGAGUUUCCCUGGAACGAAAUGUUUUUUCUACGAUCUUGGACUAAACGAUGAGCAGAUCAAUGAAGUUAAAAACAUGCCCGACCUAGUGUACAGAAAAUUCGACUUUAAUGCGUAUCCUGAACACGUCCGUAACCUGCAAAAUUAUGCCUGGAAACCGCUGAUAAUUCAAGAAAUGCUUUCUGAAUUUGAUGGGACAAUGUGGUUUGAUUCAUCUGUCAGAUUCUUAGGAAACCUAGCAAAUAAUGUAAUAGAACUUAUGUCCCGCCACAAUACAGGCGUAGUUUUUUAUCUCGACACAACCGGCCACUCCAUAAUAACCGCUACUCAACCGGGCAUGUUUGAAUACUUUCCGAUGAUGAAAGAAGGCGCAGUUAAGGACAUGCUUCAGGCCAGUGCAGUGAUUUACAUAAACAGGGAUGAAGUACAAAGGCAUAUAAUCAAAUGGGUUGUGAUUUGCGCCCUCAAAGAGGACUGUAUCGCACCGCCCGGUUCAACAUUAUUUUGUGGGUUUAAUUUUCCUCGAGACAGGUUUGGGGGCUGCCACAGAUAUGACCAGUCUCUGCAAAAUAUCCUUGUUUCGAACGCUUAUAACCAUGACCACGAGAAAUAUCAGUACUGGAGUAAAGAUUUUGCCGUUAUGGCCCGGGGGUAA